Colius striatus (speckled mousebird) is the source of this 2157-nucleotide messenger RNA. It is a transcript of the gene GLA, whose product is annotated as galactosidase alpha. The coding region runs from base 1 to 1251 and encodes 416 amino acids. Lineage: Eukaryota; Metazoa; Chordata; Aves; Coliiformes; Coliidae. Gene Ontology annotation, molecular function: alpha-galactosidase activity. The record is from RefSeq and is a predicted model, not a curated record. Gene Ontology annotation, biological process: glycosylceramide catabolic process; oligosaccharide metabolic process; glycoside catabolic process. Gene Ontology annotation, cellular component: cytoplasm. The transcript is spliced from 7 exons.
AUGGCGGCGGAGCGGCGGCGGGCGCUGCGCUGGGCGCUGCGCUGGGCCCUGGCGGUCGCGGCGCUGGCGGCGGCCGCGGCGCUGGAUAACGGCGUGGCGCGGACGCCGCCCAUGGGCUGGCUGCACUGGGAGCGCUUCCUCUGCGCCACCGACUGCCGCGCCGACCCGCGCCGCUGCGUCAGCGAGCGGCUCUUCGUGGAGAUGGCCGAUGUGAUGGCCGCCGAGGGCUGGAGGGACGCCGGCUACGAGUUCGUGUGCAUUGACGACUGCUGGAUGGCGCCGACGCGGGACGCGAGCGGCAGGCUGCGGGCCGACCCGCAGCGCUUCCCCGGCGGCAUCCGACGCCUGGCCGACUACGUGCACUCCAAGGGGCUGAAGCUGGGAAUCUACAGUGAUGUUGGGAACAAGACCUGUGCUGGUUUCCCUGGCAGCUACGACCACUACGAGCUGGAUGCCCAAACCUUUGCCUCCUGGGGCGUGGACCUGCUCAAGUUUGACGGCUGCAACUCGGGCACGCUGGAGCUGCUGGCAGAAGGUUACCGGCGCAUGUCCCUGGCCCUGAAUAAGACAGGAAGGAGCAUUGUGUACUCCUGUGAGUGGCCUUUCUACUUGAGGCCAGUGCAGCAGCCCAAUUACACAGAGAUCAAACAAUACUGCAAUCACUGGAGGAACUUUUUUGAUGUCUACGAUUCCUGGAGCAGCAUCAAGAGUAUCUUGGAGUGGACAGCACUUCACCAGGACAGCAUUGUGAAGAUCGCUGGGCCAGGGGGCUGGAAUGAUCCUGACAUGCUGGUAAUUGGAAACUUUGGGCUGAGCUGGGACCAGGCAGUGACUCAGAUGGCAAUGUGGGCUAUUAUGGCAGCUCCCCUCUUCAUGUCCAAUGACCUGAGGCACAUUAGUCCUGAGGCCAAAUGGCUGCUCCAGAACAAAGAGGUGAUCGCCAUCAACCAGGAUCUCCUGGGCAAGCAGGGAUACAGGGUCACCAAGGACAAGAACUUUGAGCUGUGGGAGCGGCCCCUGUCUGGCCGAGCCUACGCUGUGGCAGUGCUGAACCAGCAGGAAAUUGGGGGCCCUCAGAACUUCACCUUCCCCCUGACCUUCCUGGGCAAUGGGCUGGCCUGCAACCCUGCCUGCUCUGUGCAGCAGGUCCUGCCAAGCAGCAGGGCCUGGGGGGUUUACACCUGGCUGUCCUCCCUCAGCGUGGAGGUGAACCCAACGGGCACCGUGCUGCUCAGAGUAGCAGCGCUCUAAGGAGCCACAGAGGCAAAGCUUUCCCUAAGCCUCAGACUCUGCCUGAACUUCUUGUCACAAGAAGCCUGUCUGCUCCCUCCAACUGGGCUGCCUUUGUUCUCUCCUCAGUCACUACUCAGGUGCCUCUAGGUGGACUUUGAACCUUGAGCCUAACGUGACCAAACCCCAUCGCUCCACUACCAGGAGAGGCCGGGAAGGGGGUGCUGCUUCUCUCGUUUACCCUUUCUCUGGCAUCUCACCUCACUCCUCCUCCAGGGGCCUGUAAGGGCCCUGCUGGGCAGCAACUUCUGUUUAUGCCCACUGCCACUACCAACCCAAGGCAGAGGAUGCACACAGCACCCUCCAGCUCUCCUUCAGCACUCAGGAAUGACAUGGAAACAGCCUGGCUUGGGCUCUGCCAGCCUGGGGCACACAGUCCAAGACAAGCUGCUCCUGCCCUCUCUGGAGAGACUCAGAGCAGGGACAUCUGCUUCCGCCUUCUGACAACUCAGGGACUGGCCUAAAUCACUGCACUUCUCUGCAACUGCUUUCUUGACAGCUGCCUGCUCAGUGCAAGGGGUGGUGAAGUUUGAUGCCUUAGGACUCAGCUUCUGAGCAUUUCUCUUUACCCCUCAGGUCUCCUCACCAGUGGCUGUCACUUCCAUUUAGACGACAAUUCCCUCUCCAGCUCUCACAGGGCCAGCAGGGUCCCUCCCCCAGUGGCUGCCUUGCAGCAAUGGCAGUGUACUUGCUUUCCCCUGCUUCAGUCACACUGGUCCCUCUGAGACAGGAGAGGAAUGCUGAAGCACUGGGGCAGCCAUCAUCUCCAUGUGUGUUCUCUUCUGCCUGCUGCACAAUCAGGGUAUCGGGUUUGUUCUUAUCUCUGUGAUUAAGCACUGUGAUUAAAGUGUCCCCUACCAAGGCAAA